CCCCUUCUUCCUCCGUGAGGCGCUCCUCUAGCAGCUAGGCAGCAUGGCGGCCGUGGAGACGCGUGUGUGCGAGACAGACGGUUGCAGCAGCGAGGCCAAGCUCCAGUGUCCCACCUGCAUCAAGCUGGGCAUCCAGGGCUCGUACUUCUGCUCGCAGGAAUGUUUUAAAGGAAGUUGGGCUACUCACAAGUUACUACAUAAGAAAGCGAAAGAUGAAAAGGCCAAGCGAGAAGUGUCCUCCUGGACCAUGGAAGGUGAUAUCAACACUGACCCUUGGGCAGGUUAUCGAUAUACUGGUAAACUCAGACCACAUUAUCCACUGAUGCCAACAAGGCCAGUGCCAAGUUACAUUCAAAGACCAGAUUAUGCUGAUCACCCUUUAGGAAUGUCUGAAUCUGAGCAGGCUCUUAAAGGUACUUCUCAAAUCAAGUUACUCUCAUCUGAAGAUAUAGAAGGGAUGCGACUCGUAUGUAGGCUUGCUAGAGAAGUAUUGGACAUUGCCGCUGGGAUGAUUAAACCAGGUGUAACUACUGAAGAAAUAGAUCAUGCUGUACACUUAGCAUGCAUUGCAAGAAAUUGCUACCCUUCUCCUCUGAAUUAUUAUAAUUUCCCAAAGUCUUGUUGUACUUCAGUGAAUGAAGUGAUCUGCCAUGGAAUUCCAGACAGACGGCCCUUGCAGGAAGGAGAUAUUGUUAAUGUGGACAUCACUCUUUACCGCAAUGGUUAUCAUGGGGACCUGAAUGAGACGUUUUUUGUUGGAGAUGUGGACGAGGGAGCUCGGAAGCUGGUGCAGACCACGUAUGAAUGCCUGAUGCAAGCCAUCGAUGCAGUGAAACCUGGUGUUCGAUACAGAGAAUUGGGAAACAUUAUUCAGAAGCAUGCCCAAGCAAAUGGUUUUUCAGUUGUUCGAAGCUACUGUGGGCAUGGAAUCCACAAGCUUUUUCAUACAGCCCCCAAUGUACCCCACUAUGCCAAAAAUAAAGCAGUUGGAGUGAUGAAGGCCGGCCACGUAUUUACAAUUGAGCCAAUGAUUUGUGAAGGUGGAUGGCAGGACGAAACCUGGCCAGAUGGUUGGACAGCGGUGACGAGAGAUGGAAAGCGGUCUGCUCAGUUCGAGCACACCUUGCUGGUCACGGACACUGGCUGUGAAAUCCUAACCCGGCGGCUCGAUAGCACGCGGCCUCACUUCAUGUCCUAAUUUUAAUUUCUCCUGCGAUGGCACAUCUCAGUGAUACCUUCUGGCUGUACCAUGCAUUUUAUUGAGAGUACAGAAUGGAAGAGGAAAUUUUUUAUUACUUGUUUUGUUUUGCCUAUAGAUAAGGAAGGACUACAGCAUUUGAUGUGUGUCCUCAAGAACUUGUCAAGCCAAGAAGAAUAAAGGAAACAUUUCUCAACUCCUUUCAAUGCUCUCUUCUCCCCACAAAAAUAUCUCUGCACCCCCGUUUCCUCCUCUGCCCUUUGAGCACUUUUACUUAAACCUGCUUCUUUCUAGUUGCUUUUAUCACUGCCACCACUGGGCCAUCAGGAGCCAGCUGCUUUCCAGGUGAAUGUUGGAGAUGAGAAUCCUUGAAACUUUAGCAACAUAUGUUGCUCCAGAUUUUUUUUAUUAUAUAUGUAUGGAAAUAUAUAUGUGUACAUUUUAAAUUUCGUAUAUGUAAUUACCGAACACUAUGUGACCUGGGGUUUGUGUUGAUUCUGCUCUGACAGGUUAUGUGCUGUCAUAAAUGGACCCAUAGUUUGCAGUGAUUUAAUUCCCAGUUGGAAAUUGGCCUCCCAGCUCCUCCUGCUAAUUACCCUUGCAGUUGUGUAUAAGGAAGCGCUCGGUCAGUGAGACUUUGUCUCCAAUGUGGACUCUGUGUCAGUGAAUGGAUGUGUCAAAAUUCACUUUGGAAAAAGGUUAUCAGGUUUUUCAAAAUUUAGUUUAUGGCAAAAAUAGCCAUGCCCCAAGUGGUAGCUGGCUGUUGCAGAACAUGAGAUUUUUGUAAUACAUUGCUGUUUCAGACCUCCGUUGGUCACAAUGGGAGGAAAAAAUGCUCCCUUCCUCCGUCUUAUUUCAAGGGCACACAGUGGAAAUAUUCAGAGAAGGGUAGAGGUUGCACUGUGGAGGUUGAUGGGGAAAGAUGGUUCGAAAUCUCACCAGCAGUGAGCAGAGUGAGUCAGGUGGGCUGUAAUUCUAACACUUAGUAAACCUGGUAGUGAUGAGCAAGGAACUGCCUAGGAGACUGGACUGCUCCCUCGGGAGGGAUGCAGCUGUCCUCGGUGUCCUGAAAACACACUUCACCUUUACAUAGUUGGGAACCUCAUUAAAGAUGACCUCAGCUGCCCAAUAUCUGUAUUCUUUUCAGUAGUUCAGCCCAGAUGGUAGUGUAUCCAGUGAAGAUAUAUCAGAUCAAAGUCAUCGUCAUCACGUAGUGUACUUGAUUACCGAGUAUCUGGUAACUUUAUUGUAAGAUAAUUUGAUACCACUGACAUGUUCCACUUGUACAAGAACAUCUUUCCCAGAGUGCCUCAGACCUUUAUUGCUUUAAAGGAAUUAUGAUGAUGUUUUCAUUACUUUUAUUAUUUUAAUGAUUUAGUAAAGUGACUGAAUCUGGUAUAGACUUUUGGGGGUAUGUGUGUGAAGUUUUUUAUAAAACUGUAAUAUUUGUGAAUGGAAUGCCUUGCAAUAUGAAUGUUAAUAUAAUGUGUAAAGGGAGAUUAAAAAGUUUGAAUGAUUAUCCCACCAUGUAGUCAUUAACUUUGCUGCAUUUAUUUGGGAUUUCAGAGGGAAGUGGUGGGAAUGGGGUGGCUGUUCCAAUCUUAAAUAAACUCGUAACUAUUAGAGCAAGAAUACUUUUUAAAGUUUAAUGGCUGCAUAAAAAUUUCGGCACUGUGUUUAGUUUGGCAGUCUUCUAGCAGGAUUUGAGAUGCAUCCAUAUUUUUGAGUUCAUUUAAGACAGAUUGCUCAAUAUUUAGGACAGCAUUUUAUGUACUGAUAAUGGAUUAAUUGUGGGCGUAUUCAGUGUCUAUCAUUAGAAGAUAAGCUCAAGGAAAAAAAUCUUGGUGGGAUAGGUUUUUUGGUUGUUAAAAGGUAAAAACCAGCACACGGGUAAAGAUGCUUUUCUUGGUUUGGGAGAUUUUAAAACAAUAUGGGCUCCAGUCUAAUUGUAUGUAUCUAAUUACAGAUGUUUACUAGAUUUAGAUGAGAAAACAUCUAGGGUAUUUUCAUCAUUCUGCCAACUUUUCAAAAUGUCAGUGUAUUAACUUUUUGGAAUUAACUUAACCCCCCCCCCCCUUGUUUCCUGCCAGUCCUCCAUCCCCCUUGGAAUAAUGUAGAAGGGAAACAUGUUGGCCGUUUAUCUUCAUUUUAUUUCUUGUUGAUAGAAUGGAUUAAAGUACAUUAGUACCCAUUCACCAACACCUUUAUAUUACUUGCCAUCUACAUGUCUAAUUACUAGGAAGCGGAUAUUUAGGAGUUUGCCAUCUUAGCUUGAUUCCUCAGUUUGUCCUGUCACUUCUGGCUUUUCGUUGGGUUUGGUUAAAUUUGAGAGUGGGAUGCUCCACUUUGCUAAUGCCCCCAAAUGUACCCUCAUGGUAUCUGUAAGCUAUUUCUGGCCUUUUUUUUUUUAAUCUUCCAACUUUGGAUUUUAAAAAUUUUCACAUUUAUAGAAAAGUUGGAAGUCUAGUACAGAGAAAUUACCAUAUAUCCUUCCCCUAUAUUCUAUAGUUGUUACUGUAGCAUCUCUCUAUGAGCACUUCUCUUUUGAAAGACACCUGCUACUGUUGCAGCGUGUCUCUCCUAAAACACAAGGACAUUUCCUCCACAAUCAUAAUACAGUUCUCACACCCAAGGAAUUGAACACUGAUAUAGCAUUGUCUAAUGUAUAGUAUGUAUUCAAACUUGAGUCUCAAUUUCCCCCAAAAUGUUCUUUAAAGUGUUUCUUCUUUUUUUAAAUGCAGAAUCAAAACUAUGGUAUUCGGUUGUCAUCUGUAGUCAUUUUUUACUCUAGAACAAUCCUUCCACCUUUUUUGAUCUUGUAUGAAAUUGACACUUGAAAAAAGCAGGCCAGUUAGCUUGUAGAAUUCUGCCCUUCCCUGAUUGUUCCUCACGAAUAGGUUCAGGACAAACAUUUUGGCGAACUCUGUGGACAGCAUGUGGUGAGUCCCAAUCAUUGUGUCAUAGCAGGAGGCACGUAUAUCAUUCUUAUAUUAUUGCCAAUAUGUUUAAAAUUUUUUUUCUUAAAUUUUAAGGGAGGAGAUAAUUAGAUUUAUUUAUUUUUAGAGGAGGUACUGGGGAUGGAACCCAGGACCUUGUGCAUGCUGAUCAUGCGCUCUUCCACUAGAACUAUACCCUACUUCCGCCAAUAUAUAUUUGAACACUUGGUUUCUGUCAGAUCUAUUUUAAGAAUAUCUUUCUUUUCUUAAGCAAAUCUGGGAGGAGAUACUUGGAGACCACUCGGAUAUCCUGUUCGCUCAGGGUUUAGCAUUAAUAAGCCUUGCCAGAAUCCGUAAUUUUUUUGGUGGCUGCAAACUGGGACUUUGUAAAUAGCAUUCCAUCUACAUUUAUUUGUUGGCACUCUUUUACUAAGAAGCACUUUUUCCCCUCUCUACCAACUUUUUUUGAUUAUCAAUGUGAGCACACUGAUUCUUUUUUAAAAUUCAAUUUAAUUACUAUAAAUGUUCCAUUUUUAGCAAGUAGGAGCAGCUUGAAGCUUAGUCAUGGGUCACUUUGACCGACACCAGUCAUCUUUGAGCACGUUCUUGCUUGUUGCCACAUCAAGAUGCUCUAGGUUUAUCAUACACUUUUCCUGCCCCAGACUGGGAAUUGGCUAUUUCCUCAAGGAGCCCUAGUUUCUCUUCAUGGGGAAUGGUAUUUGGAAAUCAAGAUCUGGGUGCUGCUGGGGUGUCCUUGCUUCUAGGCACAUUCAGGGAACAGAGCCAGCAAAUAGAAUUUUAUAAAUCAUGAAUUCAUUCUGAUAGUUUGAUUUCAAAUUUAACACUAAUCUUCCUCACCCUUUCCUGUUCCAUAUUCGUAUUUUCCAUCUUCCAUGGUGAGAACUUGAUUUUGAAUAUUGAUAUUUACUUAUUUGCUUUAUUUUAAAAUUACUACAUCAAAAUCACUACCAAAAAUAAACUAAGUGCAAAAUUUGUGAUUCUUUUAUAUUCUUGGAACACAUCUCACUAAGGGGGUACAGAAUAUUGGUAUACAAGUUAUUUGAAGUAAUUAACUUUGAUCGUACUGUAUUCGAAAUUUCAGAAACCAUGAGCUACUUUUUAACAAUAAAUGCAGCAAAUCUUAGGGGCAAAAUAUGCAGAAGGGGUGGGAAGGAUUUCUUAGUGGUCUGGGAGUUAGAAAUACUGGAACCGAUUGACAUAGUGUGAUAAGAUUCUGUCUACAUUUAAUUGUGUUUGACUUCUACCAAGUUCUCUUGCUCAAGAGGAGCAAAUUAUGCCACUUAUAAUGUAGAUGUGUGGCCCAUUUUCCAAUAGAGUAGGGAAAAACAUCUGGACAUUGUUUUAGGAACAGAUUGUUUCACAAUAUAGGCUGCAUUAUGCUAAUAUUCUGAAAGUUACGUAUUUUGCUUCAUUUUUUCUUUCUUUUUUUUUAAUGGAGGUACUGGGGAUUAAACCCAGGAACCUGUGUACGCUAAGCACGUGCUCUAACUCUGAGCUAUGCCCCCAACCCCUGUUUUGUUUCAUUUAAAAAAUGAACAUCUAAAGAAAUGCAGCACAGGCUGCAUGCAUGGAAUUUCUGUGGUCCCAACUGUGUUUCAACUUGGAGGGGCCUUUGGUGAUAGCCUUCUCUUACCUCUUCUUCCUUUUGGUGCUAAGUAUGAAAAAGAAAGACAGUGAUUUGCAUUUGGUUAUUUUGCAAAAGGAAGCAGGAGUAGGGUGGCCUUGGCUACCUGUUACCUGCUGAAUUUCAUUUUGGGAACUUGGAUAAGCAACAACAGAACCACCUGUAUAUGGCAAUUCUGUGGUUAUAUUUAAAAAUGAGUCAACAGUGGUGUGUCUUAGAAAAGUGUGCCAAAAAGCCAGUAUGUGGAGUGCUCAAGAAGGGCUUCCUGGGGAGAUUCUCACUUACCACUAAUGUUUGUUAUAGUUCAAAGGACUUAAGUAAUUCUUCUUGUGGAUGUCCAGCCCUUUUACUGUCGCAAAGAUUUUAGCAGAGUAAUUGCUUCCAUCUCCUGGGUGCCUGGCCCUCUGACUGUUAUUCCAGCCACCUCACCCACUCCUGACAACACACACGUGCCAGUACUUCCACAAGUUUGGGGGCACGUUUGCACUACUGUGUCACGAGAAGAGCACAAGAUUAUACAACCAGGGCACCAGGGCUCUGAGUUCAUUUUUUUUGAACUGGUUGCAUGGACAGAUCACCAUGUUUCUCUGUGGAAGUACGCUAUUUGGGUAAUGAUACCACAUUAUCACCACUUAGCAACUUUUAUUCUAUAUAUAAUGUGGCUAUAAAGCAAUUUUGCUUAAUUUCAGUACUUGGAUCAGAAGUCAACAGAAAAUUCAGGGUAAAAGUUUUUAAGCUUUAUCAGUAAAUCUGAGCCCUGGGUGAUUCUGAGGAAACAAAAUAGCCAAGGAAAAGAAUUUUUAGCAUUAAGAUGUAGAUAAGUGAAAGCAACAUAUUUUACAGCAAAUUUCUGCUCUUCUAUCUUGUUUAACGUAUCGAGGUAUUUUUGGUAGUUAAGUGUAUUUCAGUUGAUGUCUAAACUCAGGGUAGUUAUGUGGUGGCUUAGCAGUCCUUUCCGUGGAAGGGAGCAUGUGCCUAUGUACCUCAUCACAAGGAAUUGUUAGGAUGUCGAGAUUGAUAAAAAUUAGUCUGCUUAGAAGCCCAUGUCACCUGCGUUGUUCCUAUAGAGAAAAGUGCCACCAAAAGAAAUUUGUAAUGGAGGACUUUGUAUGUACCGGGUCACUUCCUAGUUGUUUCUUUAAAGAUGAUUCCCUUGGUAGAGUUCUGUGCAUUUAUUAUCUCACUAACUGUUUAAAUAUACUUAAUAAAAUGUUUUCAAAA
Camelus dromedarius (Arabian camel) is the source of this 7000-nucleotide messenger RNA. RefSeq names its product methionyl aminopeptidase 1 (gene METAP1). Gene Ontology annotation, biological process: proteolysis. Gene Ontology annotation, cellular component: cytosol. Gene Ontology annotation, molecular function: metalloaminopeptidase activity. The coding region runs from base 44 to 1198 and encodes 384 amino acids. The transcript has 11 exons. Lineage: Eukaryota; Metazoa; Chordata; Mammalia; Artiodactyla; Camelidae. The record is from RefSeq and is a predicted model, not a curated record.